AGGCAAUAGUCCUCUGGGCUAUAAGAGUCAGUGACAGUGAGAGCAGAGAAAGUAGUGUUUCUUUCUUCCUCUCUCUGGUGAGAUCACUGGCCUUCCUCUCCAUCUCAAGGCAGACCUUUCAGAAGAGCAAGACUACUCCUUGUGUUCUCAGAAGUCACCAUGGCCUGGUCCUACAGCCUGAAGAACCUCCUCACAGUCUUUGGUGUUACCAUCUUAGCUGUGGGCUCUGUGGAGUGUUACCAGUGUACAGUACAAGAAUGUCAAAGUACAUCAUGUCCUGGGAAUACAAAUGUUUGUACAGCCACUAAUGGCUGCUUCAACCAAAUACAGAAAUUUGAUACACCAUCUCUGUUUACAGACCACGUGUUUAAGCAAAAAGGAUGUACCAAAGAAUCCAGCUCAUGUAGUAAUCACUCAUUCUCAGCAACUCUGGGGGAUCAAAGGAGAUUUACUUUUGAAAACCGUUGCUGCAAAACUGAUCAGUGCAACAAAGAUGACAUAACAUCAUCUCCAUCUUCCCAAGCCAAUGGUGUUGAAUGUCCUGCCUGCUACAAUGAGAAAUCCCUGUCGUGCUCUUCAGUUACCACCAUAAAGUGCACAGGGAAAGAAACUAAGUGCAUUGAGUUUAGUGGCAGCACCCUCGCAGGACUUUCUUCUUUACUGCUGUAUGGGAAGGGCUGUGCAACCGAAAAUGCCUGCAAUAUGCAACAGAAUGUCCUCAAUGGCAUACAAAUCAAAACCUCAUGCACCUCGCCUGUUUCAAACAAUGGAAACCCUACCCUCAAAUUAAUGUCAUCAUUUCCCAUUGUUCUGCUCCUGCUGAAAGUCUUGCUUUGAUCACCCAAGGACUGGCAAUCUCACAAUCCAAUGCACAGGGACCCAUCAGCAUACUUGGAUGGCUGACAGAACAAAUAAAAGCUGAGGAUUACUUCUCUGUUCUUUAUGUGAAAACAUAUAUCCAGUUUUGUAAUAUCAGGAAAUAUACAGAGAUGACAAUUUCAACAUUUUCCCUCUUCUCCUUAAUAUAUAGUACUAGAAGUCCUAGUCAGAGCAAUAAGGCAAAUCAAAUAACUAAUUAAAUAUAUUUAAAACGGAAGGAAAGAAUAAAGAAAGGUGAAAAAGAAAGAAAGGUAGGGAAGGAAAUUUAUUUAUAUUGGAAAGAAAUUUGUGAAACCACUAGAGUAAACAUAUGUAUGUGCAUGUGUGUGCACAUCUAUACAUGUAUGUAUAUGAUAGUGGAGAGAACUCUGGAAGUAUGGUGCUACUGAGACACAGUUCUAUACACUUUUUGGUGUUUGCCCAAGAGGGUCCUGUCUUAGUCAUGGUUUCUAACAACUUGGGGAGAAAAGGGUUUUUGUUCAGCUCAUAACUCUCAGAUUACACACAUUAUUGGUCUUUCUUAAUUUGAUUAAAAACAGUUAA
Messenger RNA from Phodopus roborovskii (desert hamster), 1422 nucleotides. RefSeq names its product protein RoBo-1. The record is from RefSeq and is a predicted model, not a curated record. The coding region runs from base 160 to 837 and encodes 225 amino acids. The transcript is spliced from 6 exons. Lineage: Eukaryota; Metazoa; Chordata; Mammalia; Rodentia; Cricetidae.